Messenger RNA from Xenopus tropicalis (tropical clawed frog), 2865 nucleotides. It is a transcript of the gene lhx8, whose product is annotated as LIM homeobox 8. The record is from RefSeq and is a predicted model, not a curated record. Lineage: Eukaryota; Metazoa; Chordata; Amphibia; Anura; Pipidae. Gene Ontology annotation, molecular function: DNA binding; DNA-binding transcription factor activity, RNA polymerase II-specific. Gene Ontology annotation, cellular component: nucleus. Bases 1148 to 2305 code for a protein of 385 amino acids. The transcript has 8 exons. Gene Ontology annotation, biological process: regulation of DNA-templated transcription; regulation of transcription by RNA polymerase II.
GUUCAGAGGUCCCUCUGGAAGUGCCACUAAUGGGCUACAUAGAUCGAGAUAAUCAUUCUCAAACACAUUGCUCCUAUACUAAUCAAUUGUAUGGAAUGUAAAAUUUAAUACAAAUAGAUACAUGGAAAACAAUCAAUCACUUUGCCCCAUGCGUGGCCCAAUUGUAUCUUCAAAAUAAGCGACCCAGAGCCUGGCACAACGCAAAUAAUUCAUAUAAUAAGUAAUAUAUGUCUGGCGUUAGUAAUCGCUGCGCUUAUUGUCUGCCCGGUGCAGAAACGAUUCCUUUUUUCCCCCAAAGUGCACAUUAAAUUCAGCCUAAGUAUUUACUAUUGUUCGAGGCUUUUUUUCCUGUUAAAAAUAAUCCCUUUGGCAGCACAAAUGUUUCCUUUUAUUGAACAUUAAGUGGCAAUUGAAAAUCUAAAAGAAAUGAAUAUAAUUCACCUGCAGGUUUAAUUGCAGUCAGUUUGCAGAAGAGUCGCUGGCUCGGUUUAAUUUGCAGCAUUUUCAUUCAAAUGAUGAUCGGAACAAACACCCGAGCUGCUCGCACUCGGCGCUAAUUAGCUCUUGAGGAUCCUAUUAAAGCUCUUCACUUGCCGGUUUCCCAGCUGAAAGGCUUCCCCUGUGUGUGCGGCAGCGCCUCUAAUUGCAGCUCAGUCUGCCCUUGUCCUUCCACUGCCACUGGGGAGGGAAGUGCCGGCACUGGGGUUAGUAAAGCCCCACACUUUCUGCCAUUGCCAAUAAACUCUGUAGCUACCGGCAGGGGCAAGUGUCCUGAAGCUGAAUAGCGGCGCUAAUGUAACAACGCAGCGCCGAAUUACUACCCCAUGAACAUAGCUGAGCUGCGCUAAACAUAUCAAAGAUAUAAAAUAGUUGCGCCACGUUUAAUAAAGGGAAUGUGCCAGUCACCCUGUAUUACAGGUUUGUGCCCAUUCAACUUGUACAUCAACGGCGGAAGGCUCCGGUCAGUGACAGCCGCGAAGACUUACUGCAUCAUUAGGUUAAACAAGCGCAAACUUUUCAAACUCCAGCUUGGAACUAAUAGUCAUUGGGAAUUACAGUACAAAUCCCCGUUUGAAAGCCUGUAGCGGUUUGUGUCCCCGGUUACGGCACUGGAAGGGUUACAGGGAGAGGGCAUAAAUAGCGCGCAAUGAUCUUCCGCACGACUGCGAGCGGCUCCGAGUUAUGGCAGCCGCCGGGACUGGGACAGGGGGUACCGACACCGCGCUCAGUCCGUUCUUUCCUCUCUGUCCUUCAGUUCGCGCCUCUUAUGUCCGAGGAGUGUGGCGGAGCAGCGUUGCCAAUGGGAAGAAGCCGGAAAAGCGAAGGGACCCCGGUGCAGGGAAGUCCUGGUGCUGCAAUGGAUGAGGAUUCUUGUUCAUCAGUUCCUCUAUCUCCUGUAUCCUCUUCUUCUCCGCACUCCAUGCCAGCAGCUGGCCUCAACCAGGGCAAGAGCGUGUGCAGCAACUGUGGCUUGGAAAUAGUAGAUAAAUACCUGCUUAAGGUAAACGACCUAUGUUGGCAUGUCCGCUGCCUGUCCUGUAGUGUAUGCAGAACCUCACUUGGAAGGCACACUAGCUGCUACAUUAAAGACAAAGACAUAUACUGCAAGCUUGAUUAUUUUAGACGGUAUGGAACACGCUGUUCACGGUGUGGUCGGCACAUCCAUGCCACCGACUGGGUGCGAAGAGCAAAGGGCAACGUCUAUCACUUAGCUUGUUUUGCAUGUUAUUCGUGCAAGCGCCAGCUGUCCACAGGAGAGGAGUUUGCUUUGGUAGAAGAAAAAGUCCUUUGCAGAGUGCAUUAUGACUGCAUGUUGGACAACCUGAAGAGAGCAGUGGAAAAUGGAAACCGGGUUAGUGUGGAGGGUGCUCUAUUAACAGAGCAGGAUAUAAAUCAACCAAAGCCAGCUAAAAGGGCUCGUACCAGUUUUACAGCAGACCAGCUCCAGGUUAUGCAGGCACAGUUUGCGCAGGACAACAACCCAGAUGCACAAACGUUACAAAAGCUAUCUGAAAGAACGGGCCUAAGCAGACGUGUAAUACAGGUUUGGUUUCAAAACUGUAGAGCACGCCAUAAGAAACAUGUUAGUCCAAAUCAUUCAUCAACCACUCCAGUUACCACUGUGCAGCCAUCUAGACUCUCUCCUCCAAUGUUAGAAGAAAUGACCUACUCUGCAUACGUUCCUCAGGAUGGACCAAUGCUUACAGCUUUACAUAGUUACAUGGAUGCUCAUUCUCCGACUGCGCUUGGUCUCCAAUCAUUGUUGCCCCACUCCAUGACACAGCUACCAAUAAGUCACGCUUAAAGUUGUUUUUUGUUUUUGUUUUUUUGUACCCCUCUUCCAAGAAUGUACGUUGGGUAUAACUGAGUCAUUUAUUGUGUAUAAAAUAUAAUUGAAACAUAAUGUUUUCUUAUAUAACUCCCCUUCAUUGCUGAAGAAAAGGAUGCUUGCUUUUGCAUCUCAGCUGUGAACGAGACCUUUAUACACAUGAAUUUAAGGACUUUUUUGCUGCCCUUGCAUGUGAGUAUUGAUGGGGUUAUGCUAAAUUGCCACUAAAUUCCUUGACUUCAUUAUUUUUUUUUUUUCUUUGUGUUGUCUGGAAAUAGUCCAACUUAGUUGUGUGUUUGUUAAUUUAUUUGUCAUCAUCAGAGCACUUUGCCAAAAAAAAGGUCUGACAAGUGUGCAAAAAAUGUUUACAAUUUUUUGUGAAAUUGUAGUUUUGUCAUUAGUUGUAUCUGUAAAUUAUUACAAAGGUGCAUAUGUAUUUUGAUUUACUUUCCCUUUUCAUAUCUGUGAACUAGCAAAUUCAGUUCAAUAUUUUUUCCCUCUUUUGGAACUGACUGAAUAAAGCUUUGAUUACAGCA